UCAAGUCUACGCUGAACUGUUGGGGAUGGGCGCCGCCAUCUUGCUUCGGUGGGAAUAGCAAACCGGAGUUCUGCGUUCGGGAGGAGGAAGCGGCCGAAGGCGCAGCGGGGCUGAGGAAGGGGUCGUGGCGCUGCAAGGCCCAGCCCUGCGCGGAGCCACAGCUCGGCGCAGUCUCCUCUGAGCCUUGCUUGGCGGCGUUGUUCUCUCGGGGAGCGAGUGGGGCGAACGGGCGGGAAGAUGGCGGUGGAGUCUCGCGUUACGCAGGAGGAGAUUAAGAAAGAACCCGAGAAGCCCAUCGAUCGGGAGAAGACCUGCCCUCUCUUACUGAGGGUCUUCACCACCAACAAUGGGCGUCACCAUCGCAUGGAUGAGUUUGCCCGAGGAAAUGUACCCUCCAGUGAGCUUCAGAUCUAUACCUGGAUGGAUGCGACUCUAAAAGAACUGACCAGUUUAGUGAAAGAAGUCUAUCCAGAAGCACGCAAGAAGGGCACACAUUUCAACUUUGCAAUAGUUUUCACGGAUCUUAAAAGGCCGGGUUACAGGGUGAAGGAGAUCGGCAGUACAAUGUCAGGCAGAAAGGGCACAGAUGAUUCCAUGACCCUGCAGUCUCAGAAAUUCCAGAUAGGUGACUACUUAGAUAUAGCAAUUACACCUCCAAAUCGAGCACCACCUCCAUCAGGUCGCAUGAGACCUUACUAGUAUUUUGGUUUCUUCUGAUCACUGCAUUAUUUGCAUAAUUACAGAUUGUUUGAUUCGGGGAAGAAAUUUAUUUUGAUGCAAAGCACGAAUGCUAGACAAAUUUUGGAAAUACUAAUUCUUUCUUUAAAAGGAACCUAUAUAUUUAGAAAAACGUUCUUUCAACUGCUUGGAAAAGUUCUCUCCAUUUAAUUUGAAAUGGGCCAGUCUAGUGUUUCCAAAGUACAUGCUAAAGCAACAGAGGUAGUCAUGUGCAGAUUCUGAACUUCUUCUGUUUUGAGGCAGGUGUGUUACUGUGAUACCCAGUCAUUAAUGUAUGAGCGUGGAUAAUAAAAUGUUGGUUGUAUUUCAUAAA
Molecule: messenger RNA, 1051 nt
Organism: Eublepharis macularius
Lineage: Eukaryota; Metazoa; Chordata; Lepidosauria; Squamata; Eublepharidae
Gene: SAP18
Product: Sin3A associated protein 18
Exons: 4
Coding region: 238-699 (153 amino acids)
Biological process (GO): negative regulation of DNA-templated transcription
Cellular component (GO): nucleus
Molecular function (GO): transcription factor binding; transcription corepressor activity
Source: RefSeq, a predicted model, not a curated record